AUGGCAACGUUGAGCCGUAAUGGUCUGAAGCUGUUUCUGAAAAAGCAAUUGAUUUUUCGUGAUGAGAACAAAAUCAGACCUAUAGAAAUUAACACAAGUCGACCGUUGGACUAUCUGCGACGCGUGCUGCGGAAAGAGGAACAAGUCGUGUAUGCACCCACUUUUCGUGAGGAAACUCUGUUUCUAUCGUGGCUGCAUGCAAAUUUCGUGAUCCUACGCUCCAUGACUUUGCCAAUAGAUGAUCGUUAA
Peronospora belbahrii is the source of this 249-nucleotide messenger RNA. The record is from the annotation of a GenBank genome assembly. NCBI's taxonomy places the organism in Eukaryota, Oomycota, Peronosporomycetes, Peronosporales, Peronosporaceae.